GAAAUACAGAGGGCGUCUGCAUGGUGAUGUGAUGCUCAUCCCUGUAGAUCAUGCGUACCGAGGGACGAUCAUACCAGACACUCGGGUAACAGCAGGGAUAUGGUUAAACCAUUCUUGCAGCGUAUCCUCCCAUCAAAUCAGAUUGUCCAAUUAACCACAAGAGCUCAAGUGUCAAAGCGAAGGUCAAAGCGCAGAGAUGCGAUUCAUCCAGAGACUUGGCUAGAAAACCUCGUUUCGCCACUCCACGCCAGACCAUUCCUGGAAUCUCGUCCCGGUGCACUAAUAUCUCCAACGCACCUCCACCUGCCAAGAACGUGGUUCUGGUAGUGUCUGCAUGUAUAAACCCCCUUGAACCCCAGAUUCAGUCCCUCUUCCCUUUCUUUCCCCCGGUCGAUCCUUCAUUAUUCCUUUUUGCUUUUUGUACCACUCCUCUGUUCAAUAUGUCGGCGACUACCAGUGAUAUCAAGAUUGCUUCCAUAGCUAUGGGGUUCACCCUUGGUUUUGGCUUGCUUACUGUUUGGGAGGCAUGGAAGCAGACUCGAAGAAAUCGGAAUCCGCUGCGAAGUGCUUACAUCUACAUGCUCUGGGGAGAGAUUCUGGCAAACAUCAUCAUUACUAUCAUCGGAUGGAUUUUCCUGGAUGGAAUCAUCGGACCGACUGUACCGGUGUUGUUCUUCAUUCUUUUCUUCUGGGUAUUCGAGGUCCAGCUUCUUAUGCAAAUUAUCGUCAACCGUAUCUCUAUCAUCGCCGAGCAUCGAUCUACUAUCUUUAAGCUGAAAUGGGGAACCGCCUUAACUAUCACUCUCAUCAACAUUGCUGUCUUUGCUAUCUGGAUCCCCUCCCAUACCGUUCCUCCUGUCAGCCAAACCUUUGUGCGCAUCAAUGAGGUCUGGGAUCGUGUAUCCAAGGUUCUUAUCCUUCUUGUCGAUGCUGGCCUUAACUGGUACUUCCUUCGAACUGUCAAGAAGCGACUCGUCGAGCAGCAUCGCCUCAAGAAAUAUGAGCCUCUUGUAGGCUUCAACGCUAAGCUCAUGGUCGUCUCGAUCCUCAUGGACGGCAUGCUCAUCGGUCUCAUGUCACUACCCAACCAAGUCGUCUACAUCCAAUUCCACCCCGUCGCAUACAUGGUCAAGCUCAACAUCGAAAUGUCCAUGGCCAAGCUCAUCACCCGCCUCGCAAAGGGUGAGAACGCCGACGACUACUACCCCUCCAUGUCGCACUCCGGCAACCACCAAAGCAACAACCAGCGGACCAACGAUGCACCAUGGACCCAGGGUAACAACGUUCAGUUGACGCACCGAUCAAGGGUUGUCGCUGGUGAUUCCGACGAGGACUUGUCUGGUACUGCGGCUCGACACAAUGGUGGACCUGGUAUCCAUCGCCGAACAGAGUUUGAGGUCACUGUGGAGACGAAACCACAGAAGAAUCCUUUCAGAGAGGGAACUGAGUCGCUGGAUGAGUUGCCAUUAACUUCGAAUACGGGACAUCCUAAGCAGGUUGUUGUCGAGGAGAUUAGCCGCAACCCUUCUAUCCUCAUCCAAGCGUCCCCAAUAAUGCUUGAGCAAUACCUUGGAUGUAAAAGCACAAUAACACGAAACCUGCUCGCGCGCGACUUUGAAGACCAGAUGAUUCAAGAUGCCAUGGGAAUCAUUCUAUUUCCGUCCCUCAGAGAGUCCCGAAGGUCCACGCUCCUAGUUCACGCACAUUUAAACUCCUGGGAGUUACAUGAGCUUCCAAAUCCUUUGGCGACCCGCGAUACCGUUCUCAUGAACCAACUCGACAAUUUACAUAGUUUUCUGAUGGUAUUCGUCGAAGACUACAUUACAAAAGCGACUGCGGCCUUUCCACCGCGUGAAUACAUCUGUCUCCCUCAGCUUUCCCAUAACCAAAGCCAUCUUAUCUUUAAAGGACAAAAGAUCACAAAAAGGUUCGAUUCAGGCCACCUUUUGGAAGGCGAAAGACGACGCUUCUUGAGGGCAUUCUUACGAGUUGAGCUGUUGUCUCUGGUUCAGAGCGCUCUGAGCUUCAGUGACAGAAACCACGACUUGUUCAGAAAGCUAGCCAUAAAAGUCGCAAGACAAGAUAGGGAGGCCAUUCACUGUGUCUGGUUGUAUACAUCUUCACUCUAUGGCGCUAUAUUUGCUCAUUGUGCUGAUGCUUGGCUGCCAGCAGCCGAAGCGCCUCCAGAAACUGGGCUUCUGUUUCCCGAUACCGUCUUUGCAGACCCUAUUGAGUAUGGCAAGGACAUUGGCAUGACUGGACAAGAAGAGCAGUCAGCUAUUGAAAACAUGGCUCGUUACGGGUUCUCUUGGAUCUUUACGGUGAUCCGUUUUGCCAUAGCAAGACCACAAGAUCCCAAAGCUCUCGAAAUCUUGGUCAAAAAGGUUUGUAGAUCAAUGGAUCGGACCUUGAAUAUAGAACACUUCUUCAAAAGAAGACUUCCGUGGGAAGCCAUUUUCGAUACGGUCUACCGCAACAGACCGGAUGGCAGACAGGGUCUUGCUGAGCCAGGAUGGUGGAAAUUCCUUGGUUCAAAGCUACCUAACCGCCAUGGCGGCAUACAGAACAAGAUAUUUCAACAACGGGCCUGGGCAUUCUUCGAAGACGACCGCUACUACCCAAAAGACACAACGGCGGUAUCAAGUUUUCCAAGUAGAAUGGACUUGACCGGGAUGGAACAAGACAAGAUUGAUAAGAUUUUGUCUCUCGUUGGCCCUGGUCCUGUUUCAACAGUUCAGUUAGAAAGGACAAGGAGGGAAUUUCGCCGAUCUCAAAAGUGGCAGGACAAAAUGAAGCAGAGGCAGGUGAAUGUUUCAGGGACUGAGUCUUCUUCGUCCAUGAUUUCUAUAGGAAACAAUAAGGUGUCACUGCCAGCCAUUGAAGAUCGGGAGCAAUUACUGAAAUGGAGUUCAGGGGGCGUUGUGCAAUGGGAUGUAUCAGAGAGGAAAUGAGCAGCUGGGCUUACAAAAGGGCAGAAAUGUUGUUGGGAUACUCUUAUAUAUCGAAAAACA
Molecule: messenger RNA, 3011 nt
Organism: Fusarium redolens
Lineage: Eukaryota; Fungi; Ascomycota; Sordariomycetes; Hypocreales; Nectriaceae
Exons: 5
Coding region: 441-2951 (836 amino acids)
Source: RefSeq, a predicted model, not a curated record